AUGUCGUCACUGCCCGUGGAAUGUUGUGAAUUGUACAUGGAUGAAUCGAUGGCUCUGAUCCCCCUAAUUGGCGAAGACGUGUGCCUGGCCUCGGUUCAAUCCGUCGAGUCGUGGGUUUGGCCGGAGACGACUGGCGAAACCUGUCCCAUCACUACCCCCCAACAACCCGAUCAGCAGUUUGAUCGUCUCCGUGGCACCGUUUUGCAGCGUCGGGCCAAUUGCUCAUCCUCCUCUACGUCCUCCUCCCUUUCAAAGUCGUGCUCCAAGCGACUUCUUCGUCUCGACGCCGUCACCGCGCCUGCCGCCGCCGCCACCUCAUGCUCCAUCGCUCCAGCCACCACCUGCCCUCCAUGCUAUCCGCAGUCCUACUUUGGAGCCUAUCCAAUUAUGCAGGCCCACGGAGGCAACGGCAACUAUUGCCAACUCGACCAGCCCGCCCAGCAACACUUCAUCAACAACCCACAGUAUUCGAGCUAUUCUACCGUAUCCCCGUCGGCAUCGCUGUGCCAGUCUGCCCCCUCUCCAUCUCUCGCCCUCUCUCCCCCACACCUCCAGGACCUCGACCUCACGCUGUUGGAGCAGGAGCUCGCCCCAUAUCAAUGUCCUCCCGCCUACCCCGACUCGCCUGUCGAGCCGAUCCCCUUCCUCGACGACCUCAUCCUCUCCGUACGCACCGAAAUCGAGGCCACAAAAGAGCUCGACCUCAGCCCCAGCCAAAGUGCCGUCCCGUCGCCGGCUGUCUCCCGAAAACGCAGCAUCGAUGAGGAUUCGUCCUCGCAAUCGGAGACGUCCGACGAAGACUUACCCCGGCCAAAGCGUAAACCCAUCAGCCUUGCCUCGCUGACGCGCGAAGAGGCAGCAGCGCGGAAGCGCGAGCAGAACCGCGUGGCAGCCCUCAGAUAUCGCGAGAAGCAGCGCAAGUCGAAGAAGGGCGAGAUUCGCGAGGUCGAUCAUCUGAUCGCUCGCAACGAGUUCCUGGCCGCCGAGUCUAUUCGUCUGGAGAAGGAGGUUCGUGCUCUCCGCGCGUCUCUCUACAGUCAAUUCGGCAUCCCUCUACCCCCAUCUUCAACGUCGUCU
This is a messenger RNA of Mesorhabditis spiculigera, 1077 nucleotides long. The record is from the annotation of a GenBank genome assembly. Lineage: Eukaryota; Metazoa; Nematoda; Chromadorea; Rhabditida; Rhabditidae.